Molecule: messenger RNA, 1647 nt
Organism: Aureobasidium melanogenum CBS 110374
Lineage: Eukaryota; Fungi; Ascomycota; Dothideomycetes; Dothideales; Saccotheciaceae
Product: Pkinase-domain-containing protein
Exons: 5
Coding region: 1-1647 (548 amino acids)
Biological process (GO): protein phosphorylation
Cellular component (GO): nucleus
Molecular function (GO): ATP binding; cyclin-dependent protein serine/threonine kinase activity
Source: RefSeq, a predicted model, not a curated record
AUGACCGACUCGACCCAGCGCCGGUUCCGUGGAUGCGCUGCCAUUGACGACUUUGACAUUGUGCAAAAGCUGGGUGAGGGUACCUUUGGUGUCGUCUCCAAGGCCCGCUCGAAACGCUCCGGUGCCAUCGUCGCUCUCAAAAAGAUCUUGAUACACAACGAAAAGGAUGGCUUUCCCAUCACCGCUUUGCGCGAAAUCAAACUGCUCAAGAUGCUGUCUCAUGCCAACGUCCUGACCCUUCAGGAGAUGGCUGUCGAACGCCACAAAAAAGACGUCAAGAAGCGCGCCACUCUUUACAUGGUCUGUCCAUACAUGGACCACGAUCUCUCAGGAAUGACGACCAACCCCGACAUCUCCUUCACCGAAGCUCAGAUCAAAUGCUAUAUGCUGCAACUCCUCGAAGGCUUGCGCUAUUUGCAUGACAGUCACAUUUUGCACCGCGAUAUGAAGGCUGCAAACAUUCUUAUCAACAACCGUGGUCUACUCCAAAUUGCCGACUUUGGUCUCGCUCGUCACUACGAUGGUCCUGUGCCUCAGCCCGGCCGAGGCAACGGUGAGGCAGUGCGCGACUAUACCACUCUCGUGGUAACACGAUGGUACCGUCCUCCAGAGCUUCUCUUGCAGCUGAGGCGAUACACUCCGGCCAUAGACAUGUGGGGCGCUGGCUGCGUUUUCGCCGAGAUGUUCGAGGGACGACCCAUUCUCGAGGGCAAGUCUGAUCUCAACCAGGCCCAAAUCAUCUUCGAGCUGGUAGGUUCUCCCAACGAGGACAACAUGCCAGGCUGGUCGCAACUUCCUGGUUGUGAUGGCGUCAAGGAAUUUGAACCUCAACGUGGUUCUCUUCGCCAGAGGUUCCGCAACUUGCAUCCAGAAGCUCAGAAUCUGCUCGCAGAAUUGCUGAAGCUGGAUUGGCGCAAACGGAUCAAUGCGUGGGAUGCCCUCCAACAUCCUUACUUCAAGACUCACCCACUUCCUUCCCGACCAGAGGACCUACCACGUUUCGAAGAGUCCCACGAGCUCGACCGCAGAAAGCACCACGAGAAGCGUGCUGCCAUGCCUCCUGCUCCAGCUGGAGGAACUGUCGGCAUGGGCCCUGAUGAGGCUUGGGGUGCAGGCGGUGGUCGUAAUUACGGUCCUCCAAACGGUUAUUCUGGCUAUGACCGCCGAGGUCAGCCUCGGGAUCAAAGAGGCCCUCCUCCGCCAAGAGCUUACGACUCGCGCCCUCCUUCACACGAUACCCCCCCACUAGCAAGAAGACCAGCAUGGCAAAACGGAUCCGACUCACGCAGACCAUUGCCACCGCCGCAUACAAACGGCUCAUCACAUCUACCACCACCUCCUACAGACAAUCGUCUCCCUCCUCGACCUCCGCUGCCUCCACCAGAUGGCCGUCUCCCACCCCGCCCGCCACCCGUGAAUGCAAGGGCCGGUCCGAACAUUGAUACAUACAUUCCAAGCUAUUCUGCUGCACGCCGAGACGACGUUGCACCACCGAAUGGCAGGCGAAACUCUCGUGAUCAUGGAUAUCCUCGAGAUCGCCCUCCACCUAAUGGAAGAGACCGAGAUCGAAGGACUCGUAGCAGGAGUCCGGAUCGUGAGCGUCGCGAGAGGUUGCAAGAUAGAGAGCGCGAGCUAUAUCGCCGCUGA